Molecule: messenger RNA, 1368 nt
Organism: Psilocybe cubensis
Lineage: Eukaryota; Fungi; Basidiomycota; Agaricomycetes; Agaricales; Agrocybaceae
Product: Cytochrome P450 monooxygenase
Exons: 11
Coding region: 1-1368 (455 amino acids)
Molecular function (GO): oxidoreductase activity, acting on paired donors, with incorporation or reduction of molecular oxygen; monooxygenase activity; iron ion binding
Source: RefSeq, a predicted model, not a curated record
AUGUACCAAAAAAUCUCCUUGUUAUUUGCCUCCGGCGCUGUGUGGAUUGCGCUGAAGCUUCUUCUGAUGGGCAGGCGAGACAAGAGCCUACCACCUGGCCCACCGACCAUCCCAAUUCUUGGAAAUAUUCACUUGCUCCCUUAUCGAUUUCUUUUUCUCAAACUCACAGAAUGGUCCAAGGAAUACGGUGGCAUUUUCUCGGUGAAAGUAGCAAACGAAACGAUGAUUGUACUGUCAGAUGUAACAAUUGUGAAGGAGCUGCUAGAAGACCGGGCAAAUGAAACGUCCAACCGGCCUGUUCUGCAUUCGUUAAACGCCAUAACUGAAGGCAACUAUUUUGCUCUUGACAUAUACACCCAUAUAACUCGAUUUAACUUCGCUUUGGUAACAUCAGUGAUCUUUGGAAAGCCCGAAGCAGGAUGUGAUUCACCCAACGUUUCUGACUUCUCCAACUACUUCCGUCAUUUUGGGAGGAUGGUAGCCCCCGAUGCUGCUCCCGUCGACUUGAUACCCAUUCUAAAAUAUAUUCCAGAGGCAUUUGCACCAUGGAAGAAGCUCUGGAAGAAGACGCGGAUACUUCAGCGAAAAUUAUUCUUCUCUCUACUUGCAUUAUCAGAGAAGAACUACAACGCUGGACUAGGAGAUGGAUCGAUUGUUGAAAAUAUUUUAGCAAAGCAGUCAGAACUUGGUCUGAGUCGGGAGAUGAUUGCGUACAUUGGGGGAGUCAUGAUGGAUGGAGGCACUGAAACCUCCGCGUCCCUCAUGCAGUCGUUGAUUAUUUCCCUGCUCAAAUCUCCUGCUUCGGUAAAAAAGGCGCAAGAGGAAAUUGACAGUGUUGUUGGUCAAGAAAGGCUUCCAAAGCCCCGCGAUAUAGAAAACCUACCAUUCAUCGCAGUAGGCCUGCCGUACCGUCCGGCGCACCUCAUACAGCGUCCCAAGACUGUAAAUAUCGAGGGUACAUCAUCCCAAAAGGAGCUCCAAUCAUUAUCAACACAUUUAAAUCUUUUCGAACGGCCGGAUGACUUCUGGCCAGAGAGAUUUCUACUGGCCCCCGACGGAACAAAACCAGGCCUUAAAAAAGGCUAUACUACCCGCCCAAAUUUUGUAUUUGGAAGUGGCAAGCGCAUAUGCCCCGGGAUUCACCUCGCGAACUCGAACAUUAAUCUUGCCGUGAUGCGUCUUCUUUGGGCAUUUAAUUUUUCUCCGACUGAUGGUGAUUCGGCACAAAAGCAGAUGGGCAUACAGGAUGAAUACAAUGAUGGGAUCAGUUUAUCGCCUAAACCAUUUAAGUGCAGGAUUACUCCCAGGGAUAAAUUUAGGGUGGAUAUAAUUGAAGAUGCAUAUAGUACGCUUGUAUCCACUACUUAG